CAACGACAGCAUCGUAUUUCCAGAUUGAAAUCCAGACAGCUAGAAGAGAAUAUGGAGAACCAGGAGAAUAAACGGCCUCUCGUGGAGGAUACAAACGUGCGAGUGCUUCGGGAAACGGAAGCGUCGCAGGCACCUGACGACCAGGCGGACUACCCCUUAGCAGGAGCCAACUCCAUCUACUCAGCCAUCCUUAGCAGGAACGAGGCCGUCAAGGAUGCCAAGCGUCUCAAGACAUUCAUGGAGCUGCGAGAUAAAUACGUCAAGAAGAAGGUGCUCUUUGAGGACCCUCUUUUCCCGGCCUGCGACUCCUCACUCUUCUACAGCCACCACAAGCCCCCCAUGACGUUUGUGUGGAAACGACCUUCAGAAAUAUGUGAAAAGCCUCAAUUCAUUGUGGAUUCAGCCAACAGGACAGACAUCUGUCAGGGAGAGUUGGGUGACUGCUGGCUGCUGGCCGCCAUUGCUUGUCUGACUCUGAACGAGAAGCUUCUUUACAGAGUGAUUCCUCCGGAUCAGAGCUUCACGGAAAACUACGCGGGAAUCUUUCAUUUCCAGUUCUGGCGUUACGGCGAAUGGAUCGAUGUGGUCGUCGACGACCGCAUCCCCACCUACAACAACCGUCUGGUGUUCACCAAAUCCUUUCGUGAGAACGAAUUUUGGAGCGCCCUUCUGGAAAAAGCCUACGCCAAGCUGAAUGGUUCUUACGAGGCCUUGAGAGGAGGUAAUACUCUGGAAGCCAUGGAAGACUUCACAGGUGGAGUCACCGAGUUCUUUGAGUUGUCUGAGGCACCUAAAGGGAUCUAUAAGAUCAUGAAGAAAGCCCUGCAGAGAGGCUCGCUGAUGGGCUGCUCCAUUGAUGUUACCUCGCCUAGUAAAAUGGAGUCCAAAACUGAACUUGGACUGGUCCAAGGACACGCCUACUCCAUCAUCGCCUUGGAGGAGUGUGAUGAGGUUGCAAAAGACAGCAAAAUUCGCCUAAUCCGACUACGCAAUCCUUGGGGUCGAGUACUAUGGAAGGGACCGUGGAGUGCCAGUUCAAAGGAAUGGUCAACUAUUUCUAUUGCAGAUAGGAACAACCUUAAAAAGCAAACUGUUGAGCAAAGUGAGUUCUGGAUGUCAUUUGACGACUUCAAGAAGAACUUCACUAAGCUUGAGAUCUGCAACUUGACCCCCGACACGCUGCACGGUGAUGAAAGGCACAGCUGGAACGUGUCCGUCAACGAGGGUCGAUGGGUCCGAGGCAGCUCUGCGGGGGGCUGUAGAAACUUCCCAGAUACCUUCUGGACCAAUCCUCAGUAUCACUUGCAACUGUACGAGAAUGAAGACCCAGAGGACCCGCAGGAACUCUGCACAGUUGUUGUGGCGCUGAUGCAGAAAGGUCGUCGCAGUAAGAAAGAGCUAGGGCCCAGGUUCCUUACGAUCGGAUUUUCCAUCUAUGAGGUGCCAAAAGAGACGGGUGGCCGGAAUCGACAUCUCCAGAAGGACUUCUUCUUGUAUAACGCCUCCAAGGCGAAAUGCAAACAUUACAUCAAUAUGCGUGAAAUCACCGAACGCGUCAGGCUCCCCCCAGGAGAAUACGUCGUCAUCCCGACGACGUUUGAGCCUCAUGAAGAAGGCCAGUUCAUUCUGAGAGUCUUUUCCGAGAACAGGAGCACCUCUGAGGAAGCGGAGAACACAAUCGGGACUGAUCAAACCCGGCCUAUUGUGUAUGUGUCCGAUCGAGCAUUCGCCAACAAAGAAAUCCUGCAUGACGGCAUUCAGGGGGAGAAGAAGCCCAAAAAAAAACUUCUUCAGCCUGAGGAAGAAACUGAAGAGGAAAAAGAGUUCCGUGUCAUCUACAAAAAAAUAGCCGGCGAGGAUAUGCAAAUCACCGCCAAUGAGCUCCAGACCAUUAUGAAGGACGUGGUCUCCAAACUACACGAAAAGGCCAUGGAGGGUUUCAGCCUGGAGACAUGUCGAAGUAUGAUAGCACUGAUGGAUACAGAUGGGACAGGAAAACUAAAUUUCCAGGAGUUUAAACACUUGUGGAGAAAAAUUAAGCAAUGGCAUGUGAUCUUCAAAAGUUACGACAAACAACAAAGCGGCUCAAUCAGCAGUUUCGAAAUGAGAAACGCGGUUACUGACGCAGGCCUCCACCUCAACAACCAGUUGUAUGACAUCAUCGCCAUGCGCUACGCAGACAAGCAACUUAACGUCGACUUUGACAGUUACAUCUGCUGUUUUGUCAGACUGGAGGGCAUGUUCAGGGCUUUCAAUGCUUUUGACAAGGAUGGAGAUGGGCUAAUCAAACUUAAUGUGCUGGAGUGGCUUCAGCUGACCAUGUAUUCUUAAACAUCUCCACGCAUGACCCGGCAACUCUUACAACAUACAAAGUCUUAAUGGACAAUUCUCAUUGGUCCUUAUGAUUUUGUAAUAAUUUAUGGAAUUACGCAACGUUAUCAGUUUGUAGUUGAGUUUCUAGCGAUAAUAAAACCUUUUGUUUGGUGAACAGUU
This is a messenger RNA of Syngnathus typhle (broad-nosed pipefish), 2493 nucleotides long. It is a transcript of the gene capn3b, whose product is annotated as calpain 3b. The coding region runs from base 52 to 2331 and encodes 759 amino acids. Gene Ontology annotation, biological process: proteolysis; negative regulation of apoptotic process. Gene Ontology annotation, molecular function: calcium ion binding; calcium-dependent cysteine-type endopeptidase activity. The transcript is spliced from 22 exons. NCBI's taxonomy places the organism in Eukaryota, Metazoa, Chordata, Actinopteri, Syngnathiformes, Syngnathidae. The record is from RefSeq and is a predicted model, not a curated record. Gene Ontology annotation, cellular component: cytoplasm.